Molecule: messenger RNA, 579 nt
Organism: Saccharomyces cerevisiae S288C
Lineage: Eukaryota; Fungi; Ascomycota; Saccharomycetes; Saccharomycetales; Saccharomycetaceae
Gene: YFR054C
Exons: 1
Coding region: 1-579 (192 amino acids)
Source: RefSeq, marked reviewed
AUGCUCUUUGCAUAUUCAGGUUGCCUUGCCCCUCAAUGCAUACCUGAUAUUAGUAGUUUCAAGGCGCUUCCAUUCCGUGACACUGAGAGUCGGUUUACUACCGACUCUUCCGUAAUCUCGAGCCGUUUUUCAAGUAGCUUUACGAGUAGUUCGAGCAAAAUUAUUAUUAUCACUUCUAUUUUUUCCUCAAAAAUGGAUAACGAACAUGUAGGUGCCUCUCUAAUUGUUUCUUUGAGCAUGGCUAGUCUAAUCUUAACUAAUGUGUUCAGUUUUAGCUCUACUAGCUAUUCCUCGCAACCAUCUGAUUAUAUUGCAUGCUCCCCCAGUGGUAUUGAUGACCAACCUGUGGCUGAACCUUCUGGAUACACACCUGUUGGCUCCUCAUCUCCACAUUCUGGUUGUAUUACUUCUGGUUUGGAUGCAAUAGGUUACCAAUCUUCACUUAAUGAAGGCCAAUCGACGAAUGCAUCUUCCAGAUUCGUCACAAAAGUUUACAGUCAUUCUGCCUUAACUCAUAUAAUUUUACAUUUACUCAGUAUCCUUCAGAAGUUUUACCUACAAGUAAGCACCAUUUCUUAA